This is a messenger RNA of Hordeum vulgare subsp. vulgare (domesticated barley), 1600 nucleotides long. Its product is annotated as NAC domain-containing protein 92-like. Gene Ontology annotation, biological process: regulation of DNA-templated transcription. Gene Ontology annotation, molecular function: DNA binding. The record is from RefSeq and is a predicted model, not a curated record. The transcript is spliced from 3 exons. Bases 257 to 1348 code for a protein of 363 amino acids. Lineage: Eukaryota; Viridiplantae; Streptophyta; Magnoliopsida; Poales; Poaceae.
ACCGGCACAUUUUCCAUCUCUCUCCCUCCCUCCUUAUAUCCUUGCCCUCACCCCGGGGUAACUCCCGGCCGGUAUUUCACACCCACCGCUUUGACAUACACACAGCCCUCUAGCGUGUGCGCUCGCUCGUCUUCCCCGGCUGGCCGGCCGGUCGUCAGCGUUUCUGGUCGCUCCCGCGGUGCACCGCGGGCUAGCUAGGGUUAUCCAGGGUUUUAUACCUCGCGUCGUGCUGGUUGAUCGGCCGCUUGGCGACUAGAUGGAAGGAUCGGGGGGAGGGGCCGAGGCGGCGUCGAAGAAGAAGAAGAGCUCCAAGGAGGGGGAGGAGGAGAGCCUGCCGCCGGGGUUCAGGUUCCACCCCACCGACGAGGAGCUCAUCACCUACUACCUCCGCGGCAAGAUCGCCGACGCCGGCUUCACCGCCAGGGCCAUCACCGAGGUUGACCUCAACAAGUGCGAGCCAUGGGAUCUCCCAGAGAAGGCGAAAAUGGGCGAAAAGGAGUGGUACUUCUUCAGUCUGAGGGACCGCAAGUACCCGACCGGCGUGCGGACAAACCGCGCAACCAAUGCCGGCUACUGGAAGACGACGGGGAAAGACAAGGAGAUAUUCACCGGGCAGCCGCCGUCGGCGCAGGAGCUGGUCGGGAUGAAGAAAACCCUGGUGUUUUACAAGGGAAGGGCCCCGAGGGGCGAGAAGAGCAACUGGGUGAUGCACGAGUACCGCCUCCACCUCAAGCCGACCUCCAAAUCAAACAAGGAUGAAUGGGUGGUGUGCCGCAUCUUCGCCAAGAGCCCCGGCGUGAAGAAGUACCCGUCGAGCACCAGCCGGUCCCACCACCACCACCACCCGUACACGCUGGACAUGGUCCCGCAGUUCCUCCCGACGCUGCUGGGCCACGGCGACCUGUUCGGCGGCCGCGGGCACCACCACUCCUACAUGGCCCCCGCCGACCUGGCGGAGCUCUCGCGCUUCGCCAGGGGCACGCCGGGGCUGCACCCGCACAUCCAGCCGCACCCCUCCUCCGUCUCCGGCUCCGGCUACCUCAACCCCUUCGCGCUCUCCAGCCUCAACCUCAACCUCGGGGGCCCGUCGCCGCAGCACGCCCUCCAGCACGCCAUGUCGCUGCCGAUGGGGGGGCAGCAGCAGGCGGGCGGCGCCGGUGGCCAGGCGAUGACCAUGGAGCAGCAUAUGGCCGCGGGGCUCGCCGGCUGCGUCGGCAUCGCGGCCGCCGGAGGGGACGGCGGGUUCGGCGGGGAGGGGCAUGCGGCAGGGGCAGGGGGCGCUGGCGUCAGGUACCCCAACCUGGAUGUAGAUCAGAUGGUGGAGAGGUACUGGCCCGGUAGCUACUGAUCAGUGUAGGUUGUGUGGGGUGUCGGGCGAUUGUUGACUACGUAGGAGAGCAGGGCCAUUUGAGUGAUGUUUAAUCUAGUCUCUUUGUUGUUGUAUCAUCGUCAUCUUCUCUGUAAGUUGUUGUUCUUUGAGCAUUUCAGGUUAGCUUUGGUCGUCCGCCUUGUACACAGACUGUUUGCCUUGACCUAACUGCACGCUUGUAUACAUUCAGGAUUUAUCAGUGAGUUUUAUAAAUAGUACCAGUAUACUCUA